UUAUAUAUUUUGUUUAAUGUGAAAGAAAUGAAAAAAAAAAUGGGAUUCCCAAUCGCAAACUAUCCACUAGUUGUAUUUUGACUCUCACUCUUCAUUCGUAUUUCGGCGGCUAAGGUUCGAUUUCGGAUAACUCUCCUUAAUUAUAAUUCGAUACUUCAAAAGACUUAACUCUCAUUUAUUUCAAACAUCGUUUUAAACCAAACAACCAAAGUGAAAACGAAUUUAUAUAUACUUUGCGCCCAAUCGAUCGUUAGUUUGUGAUUUUCAACCAACCAUUAAAUUCUCAUUAAAUUCCUAAAAUAUAAUGAAUUCUUAUGAAAAAUUGACUUCUCAUUUAGUAAACGUUUCUAACUGCAUCUAGAUACUUAAAAUAUUUCUGCGCAAAUCCAACAAAGUUCAUUUUUACGAGUGGAAAUAAUUAAAAAUUUUUAAAAAAGAUACAAAAACAGCUGUGAUAAUGAUUUGAUACUUUUUUUAGUGUUUACUCUCCCCCUCCAUUCAAACUCACAAUCUUAAAAAUCCACAGAUAGAUAGUGUAUCUUUUUGAAUCCCAAUAUAAUCUAUCUAACUGCUGUUUUAAUUUUUGUUUUAUUUUAUUUACUCAAUUGUAUCUAUACAAACAGGUGUUUGGCUCUAAUAAUAUCAGUACGGGGUAGUGCAAAAAAAAUAAUAAUAAAAACAUACAUCUUCUUUCAAAUUAAGAUACAAAAAUAUCUAUAACUAAAAGUUAAUUUAAAUUUAUUUGCACUAGCGUGAGCGUAAAAAAAAAGAUACAAAACUAUCUAUCUAUCUAUCUGUGUGCAGUCAGUCAUUUUUCUGUGUUCCAAACAAUCAACAACAACUUGCAUUAGAAUUCUUGUGUGAUGAUCGUGAAACGCGUGGAAUAAAACGUUCAAGGUCAAACUUUUUUCCUAACCAACCCCACAGUGUGUUUCUAUUCUAUUCUAUUGCUGCCUAUUGUCAUUUUUAUUCAACAACAACAAAAAAAAGUAUCUAUACUGGCUGAGUGUGUGUUAGAGAGGGUUCUAAAAAAGUGGCUUUUUCUUGUGUGAAACUAUAUUGGAAUUGUUUGUCAGUUUAAAGCUUUUUAUAUAUUUUCUUCAAGUGGUGCGCCUUACCCCGUGUUUGUGUGUUGUUCGUUUUGUAUUUUACGCGAUAGCAUCACAAAUCGCCUUCUUGUCGUGUCGGUCAUCUGAAGUGGCUUUAAUUACUAUCUAUACUCAUUUCUGUUGUUUUAGAUAUUUUUUUUUUUUGUUCUAUCAAGACUUAUGUCAAGUGUUUCUUGAGAUUCUCUAAUACCAGUUUAUUUGAAAGCUUUCUUGUUCUAUUGAUAUUCAUAAGAUGUUCACAUAUUAAGUGGCAAACAAGUGUGUGUUUCUUAACAGUUUAUCAUACUUUUUGCAUAUAAACAUAAACUUAAAAAAAAUCUAUGAAUGAAGUCCUUACCAAUGAGGAUGGAUUAUCAAUUGCCUCCACCGCCACCGCAGACCUUACAAAUUGGUCCAUCGCAGGUGCAAGUGCAACAAACUCAUUUGCAAAUUUUGCAAAAUGUUCAUCAGCAACAUCAACAACAGCAGCAACAGCAACAACUUCAACAACAGCAACAACAAAUUGUUGGAACAAUGCAACCACCAGCAACAUUGCCACCCUUAAGUUCGUUACCUUUACAAGUUGUUCAUAAUUUACCACAUUUACUUGGUAAUACAAAUGUUGUUAAUACUACCAAUAAUGUUGCAAAUACAAAUCCAACAACAAACAAUAACAACACGAAUCUACGAAAUAACAAUGGCAACAAUACUUUGCAACCAUUAAAUGGUUUAGUAGGUGGUUUACCACCGAGUAGUCAACUUUUACAUCAUCAUUUGCAACAUUUAGCAAAUGCAAAUAAUAAUAACAAUAAUAAUAAUCCAAAUACUCCAAAUAAUAAUACAACAACAAAUAAUAAUAAUCUCAUUACGAAUAAUAACAAUAAUAAUAAUGGUGGCAAUGUUGCUGAUGAAAAUAAUCGAUGGACACAAUUUCAAGUGCAACAAUUAUGGAAACAUCAUGCAUCCUAUUUGAAUGGAAAAUCAGGGAACAGCAAGGAGAUAUGCGGUGACGAUAAAUUUAAAGAAGAUGGUGAUCCAUGGAAUGUUGAAGCACAGGCCGCCUUCCUAGGGCCAAAUUUAUGGGAUAAAACAUUGCCAUACGAUGCUGACCUCAAGUAUGCCGAUUUAGAUGAAUUCCUAUCGGAAAAUAAUAUUCCCGAUGGAUUGCCGGGAACACAUUUGGGACAUAGUACCGGUUUGGGACAUCGAUCGGACUCAUUGGGACACUCAACCGGUUUAUCGCUGGGCCUCGGACACAUAACAACAAAACGUGAACGAUCACCAUCACCGUCGGAUUGUAUUAGUCCGGAUACUCUUAAUCCACCAUCACCAGCUGAAUCAAUAUUUGAUAUUUCAGCGUUUUCAUUUGCAUCGUCGGGACGGGAUUUCGAUCCACGUACCAGAGCGUUCUCAGAUGAAGAACUUAAACCCCAACCAAUGAUAAAAAAAUCAAGAAAACAAUUUGUUCCAGAUGAACUUAAAGACGACAAGUAUUGGGCCAGACGCCGAAAGAACAAUAUCGCUGCGAAAAGGUCACGAGACGCACGCCGACAGAAAGAAAAUCAAAUUGCCAUGAGGGCUAGAUAUUUAGAAAAGGAGAAUUCAACUUUACAUCAAGAAGUUGAACAAUUGAAACAAGAGAACAUGGACUUGCGAGCACGUCUAUCCAAAUUCCAAGAUGUGUAAUGUCGGCCCCAUUCUUAUACUACUUAUUUAAAUAAUAUAAAUAAAUCAAAAUUAUUAAAUGAAAAAAUUCAGAAUAUUUUUAAAGUGAAUAAAAACAAAAAACAAAACAAAAAAAAAAAACAAACAAAAAAUUAUAAAUAAUGCAGCUAAAUUAAUGAAAAAUUAAAGAAAAAAUAAAAAAAAAAUAAACAAAAAUGUAGCUUAAGUUAUAUUGUUAUUAUAUUAUUAUGAUUGAGAGCAAUUAUAUACAUACAUACAUAUACACAACCAGAAAAGAAAAAACGUUAAAAAAAACUAACAUUCAUAAACAAAAAAAUAAAGAAAAACACAGUACGGGAUUGCAAAUAAUUUAAAUAAACAACAAAAACAAUUAACGAAUAAAUUUAAAAACAACAUAAAAAAAUAUCAAUUAGUAAAAUAAAAUGCAAAAGUUAAAUUAUAAAGGUACAUUUGUAAAUUUAAAAAUAAGGAAAAACAAAAUCAACAAAAACAAAAAAUACUGAAGUAGAGAAUAUUCUAUAGUUAUUCCUGCUGACGCUUACUAAAAAUAAAUUAAAAACAAAUAAAAUAUGUUAAAAAAGAAAUCCUAAGGCAAAAUAAAAUGCAAAAGAAAUAUUUAAAGAAAAAAAAACUUAAAACUUGUACCUAAACAAAAAAAAAAAAUUGUUAACUUCUUUUUGUUGUAUUCUUUUUAAUUUUUCUUUCUUUCACUUACUUCUUUUUGGCGCAAACGUAUCGUAUAUAAUUCAUUUUUAAUUGUUCUUUUUCUUUCUUUAACUAAAACAUUAGUUUGUAUAAAAUGAUCUUUUCUUUAGUUGGGAUACAUCGCAAUGUUUUUUAUUUUUACUAAAGAUUUGUUUUUUUUUAUUUUUUAUUAAAAAAUACAAUUUUAAAAAAUAACUAAUUCAUAAGUAUAUUUUCUUUUAUUUAUGUUCUUAAAUGUAAAAUAAUUCUUUUAAUAUUUAUUUUUUACUUUCAUUGAAAAUAAAAAAAAAAAAAAAACAAAACGAAAUAUAAUAAAAAUGAGUCAAUUGAUUAAAACUUGGUUAUAAACUAUAUUCUUAUCAUAAAUAAUUAUUAUUAUUAUAUUUAAAAUAUUUUAUUUUUAUUGAAUUUUGUUUUAUUUUUUAAUUUAUAGAUGUAUACUCUCAAAAUAGAGAUUUAAUUGAGAAACAAAAAAAAAAUAGCUGUUUAACUAGAUUAAAACAAAAAACAAAAACACUUAAUAUUGAACACAUGCUUUAAAAAUAAACAAAAAAAAAAUAAUAA
Molecule: messenger RNA, 4043 nt
Organism: Episyrphus balteatus (marmalade hoverfly)
Lineage: Eukaryota; Metazoa; Arthropoda; Insecta; Diptera; Syrphidae
Gene: Pdp1
Product: thyrotroph embryonic factor
Exons: 5
Coding region: 1434-2774 (446 amino acids)
Biological process (GO): regulation of transcription by RNA polymerase II
Cellular component (GO): nucleus
Molecular function (GO): RNA polymerase II cis-regulatory region sequence-specific DNA binding; DNA-binding transcription factor activity, RNA polymerase II-specific
Source: RefSeq, a predicted model, not a curated record